Messenger RNA from Elephantulus edwardii (Cape elephant shrew), 918 nucleotides. It is a transcript of the gene EIF2B1, whose product is annotated as eukaryotic translation initiation factor 2B, subunit 1 alpha, 26kDa. Gene Ontology annotation, cellular component: eukaryotic translation initiation factor 2B complex. Gene Ontology annotation, biological process: translational initiation. The transcript has 9 exons. Lineage: Eukaryota; Metazoa; Chordata; Mammalia; Macroscelidea; Macroscelididae. The record is from RefSeq and is a predicted model, not a curated record. Gene Ontology annotation, molecular function: guanyl-nucleotide exchange factor activity; translation initiation factor activity. Bases 1 to 918 code for a protein of 305 amino acids.
AUGGACGACAAGGAGUUAAUUGGAUACUUUAAGUCACAGAUGAAAGAAGACCCAGAUGUGGCCUCAGCAGUGGCUGCCAUCCGGACCUUGCUGGAGUUCUUGAAGAGAGAUACAGGGGAGACAAUCCAGGGUCUGCGAGCAAAUCUCACCAGCGCCAUAGAAACCCUGGGCGGCGUGGACUCCUCCGUGGCCGUGUCCUCGGGCGGGGAGCUCUUCCUUCGCUUCAUCACGCUGACCUCCCUGGAGUAUUCUGAUUACUCCAAAUGUAAAAAAAUAAUGAUCGAGCGAGGAGAACUGUUUCUCAGGAGGAUAUCGCUGUCGAGAACGAAGAUCGCGGACCUGUGCCACAGCUUCAUCAAGGACGGGGCUAGGAUCCUGACUCACGCCUACUCCAGGGUGGUCCUCAGAGUCCUGGAGGCGGCUGUGGCGGCCAAGAAGCGCUUCAGUGUGUACGUCACGGAGUCACAGCCGGAUCUGUCUGGGCAAAAAAUGGCCAAGGCGCUGUGCCACCUCAACGUCCCUGUCACCGUGGUCCUGGACGCCGCUGUGGGCUAUAUCAUGGAAAAGGCAGAUCUUGUCAUCGUUGGUGCUGAAGGAGUUGUUGAAAACGGAGGAAUUAUUAACAAGAUUGGAACCAACCAGAUGGCCGUGUGCGCCAAAGCGCAGAACAAGCCCUUCUAUGUGGUUGCCGAGAGUUUCAAGUUUGUCCGGCUCUUCCCACUGAACCAGCAAGAUGUCCCAGAUAAGUUUAAGUACAAAGCGGACACACUGAGGUCAGCGCAGACGGGGAAGGACCUCAAGGAGGAGCACCCGUGGGUGGACUACACGUCCCCAUCCCUGAUCACGCUGCUCUUCACGGACCUGGGCGUCCUCACGCCCUCGGCAGUCAGUGACGAACUCAUUAAGCUCUACCUCUGA